CUUGUUCACUGGUUCAUGUUUCCGGGGGCGAAGGUUUCAAUGUAACACCACAACAUUGAGCUAUCGAACAGCACAGUCCCUCUCCUGUCUGUUUCUAUCCCUCCAUCCUUCUCUCCUACCUUUCCCUGGUAGCAGCAUGGUUCUGUCUGCAGCCAGACAGCACCUCCUCGGGGGCAUUCGGCUUGGUGCCUGGGGGCAGCACCUCCUCGGGGGCAUUCGGCUUGGUGCCUGGGGGCAGCACCUCCUCAGGGGGAGUCGGCCUGGUGCUUGGGGGCAGCACCUCCUCAGGGGGAUUGGAUCAGUUUACACCGAUGCCAAGGGGUUCCAGGAGAAGGAGAUCAGAGAGAAACUCCAAGCUUUCCCUGGGGGAUCUAUAGACCUUGUCAAACAGGAGUCUGGCAUCGCGGUACUGACCGUCAACAACCCUGCUCGCAUGAACGCUUUCUCUGGUUCCAUGAUGGUGGAGCUGGAGGAGAGGGUGUCCCAGCUAGAGGAGUGGACGGAGGGCAAAGGUCUCAUCAUCCAGGGGGCUGCUGGGACAUUCUGCUCUGGGUCAGAUCUCAACGCAGUCAGGGCUAUAUCCAAUCCUCAGGAUGGGAUGAAGAUGUGUACGUUCAUGCAGAAUGCCCUGACCAGACUACUGAGGCUACCUCUGUUGUCUGUAGCUCUGGUGGAAGGGAACGCACUGGGGGGAGGAGCUGAACUCACUAUUGCCUGUGACUUUAGGUUGAUGGCGCCGGGCAGUGUGAUCCAGUUUGUCCAUAAACACAUGGGUCUGGUCCCUGGUUGGGGCGGUGCAGCUAGAUUGGUACGCAUCGUAGGCGGCCAGAGCGCCCUGAAGAUGCUGGGUGGCGCUUUGAAAAUAGACCCAGAGAUGGGGCUUCAGAUUGGGCUUGCGGACGGGGUCCUGGAAGGUUCCCUGGCUGGGUCUGGAGCCAAUGCCCUCCUGGAGGCAGAGCAGUGGUUGGGAUGCUACACCACGGGUCCAGCCCCGGUCAUCAGAGCCAUAAAGAGCGUGGUGGUGUCUGGGAGAGAGCUCCCCCUGGAGGUGGCCCUGAGGACUGAGAGGGACGUGUUCGGGACAGUGUGGGGAGGGCCGGCUAACCUACAGGCUCUGGCUACUAAGGCCAAACACAAGUGAAUGAACUAAUCUUGCGAUUACAUUGUAGUCUCGUCCUAAUGUUCUGGAGAAACCUAGAACGUCUGGAGUGGAAGUCGUGAACCAACCCACACUGAGACUGAACUGGAACACUAGGAUGGGCUGUAGAGGGUCUGAACCAGAACACACUGAACUAGUGUAUUCAUUCUGACAAUUCUGUUGCUUAAAAAGCAUCUCUUAAAAACAGAAGCAAACGAAUCCUACUUGUACUAUAGUUUUAGUUGGGAAAUGUUUUGAACCCAUUAGGCAGAAUGAAUACAUCCCUGGACUGUGCUCUGGGAGUUUGACGGUACCAAAUGACAGAAUUAUAUUGCUGUGUUGUGAGUGACCACUAACAAUCUAUUAUUUCAGUGAAGGAAUUGUUGUCAACUGUUGGGACAAUUAUAUGGGCCCCAUCUAAAAGUGGUGAUGUAAUGUGUAUCAGUGGAGAGUCUGAUAUGACACUAGUUGUGAAGAUGGUAUUGUGCCUUUUGACCUUUGUGGCUCUACUACAGUCCAUUAACACCGGGGUGACCCAACGCCAGGGGGGUGACCCAACACCAGGGGGGUGACCCAACACCAGGGGGGUGACCCAACGCCAGGGGGGUGACCCAACGCCAGGGGGGUGACCCAACGCCAGGGGGGUGACCCAACGCCAGGGGGUGACCCAACACCAGGGGGUGACCCAACACCAGGGGGGUGACCCAACACCAGGGGGGUGACCCAACACCAGGGGGGUGACCCAACGCCAGGGGGUGACCCAACGCCAGGGGGUGACCCAACGCCAGGGGGGUGACCCAACGCCAGGGGGUGACCCAACACCAGGGGGUGACCCAACACCAGGGGGUGACCCAACACCAGGGGGUGACCCAACACAAUGCAAGCUUGAUGUAGAAAAACCCACAAGUGUCCACAUUUCUCAGUCUCUUCCACAAUGUCUUCUAUUGUACUACAAUCACAUGUCAAUGACUAAACAUAUGACAAAAACAA
Oncorhynchus nerka (sockeye salmon) is the source of this 2128-nucleotide messenger RNA. It is a transcript of the gene echdc1, whose product is annotated as enoyl CoA hydratase domain containing 1. NCBI's taxonomy places the organism in Eukaryota, Metazoa, Chordata, Actinopteri, Salmoniformes, Salmonidae. Gene Ontology annotation, cellular component: cytosol. The transcript has 6 exons. The record is from RefSeq and is a predicted model, not a curated record. The coding region runs from base 137 to 1141 and encodes 334 amino acids. Gene Ontology annotation, molecular function: catalytic activity. Gene Ontology annotation, biological process: fatty acid beta-oxidation.